CUUCACGAUGGCGAUAUACUUUUAUUCUGAGCCCCCACCUGCUUUGACGCUCCACAUUCAAUCAUGUUCAGUCGUGGUUCACGGUGAAGAUUGGCGACGGCAACCUUCAUCAUUAUGACGCGGCGUCAGUGACGCCAGAGCCCCCUGCUUCCUGCUGCCGUGAUGUCCUACCUACAUAGCGUGAUGACUUGCCCGCAGGCCCAGCACGUAGCGGACUAUCCAUUCCCGACGGUCACUCACAUGACGGUCAUUUGAGCGCGCAUGAUUGCAUUGGCGCCAAAGUCCGUCAGCAAAACGCCAUGUCCAUGUCUUCACCAAGAUCGACUCGACGACUGCCUAAAAUUGUUGACAGAGGAUCUUCCGAGGUGGUCAACACUUGGACACGCACGUGCAAUGCCGUCAGACCCAAAGAUUUUCCAAUCUCCGCGCGACGACUGCAAACGUGCUGCAAGCAUAGCGUUAGCGUCGGGAAGAUCGCGUAUUUGGAUUGCGUGGCGACGUGUCCCGACGACGCCGACACGAGGUGCAAAUCGUCAACCCGUACCCGUUGACAGCGUAGUUUUUGUCACGUUCGAGUGCAAUCGACGCGACUCCAAAGAACUCGAUGCCCGCAAACGCAACGCGAAGGAAUCUACUGCAGCCAUCUGCUCGGCGUUGCGGCGCGUUUGCUGUCAACUUGCUGCAAACCUCGCUUUGCUCCUGCGUUACUGCAUCCGAUGCAGCAUUGUAGCCUGAGCAGGCCCAGCCCUACAACGAGCGACGAUGCUGCUGGCCGGGAUGUGGGGACGCCUUACUUGCCUGAACCGCCGCAAGUGAGGCGUUAGUAAGGCUACUGCCGUGCCCCAACGAUUCCUCGGCGUAAAUACACCCGCAGCAGGAUGCACGUAGCCAUCGCAUUGCCAGGAUCGCUUCAAGGAAAGCAAAGAGAUUGCAGCUUGCGCCACGGUUCCAGCCGCUUUUCGCGAGGCCGCGGCCGUUCCAGAUGCCCACGAUCUCUUGGUCUCCACUGCCCUUUGACGCAGCGUGCCACAUCGUGUUCAACCUCGAUCGCUUUGCCAAGCGCGAUUGGCAAACCCCGAGUCAGUCAGUCGAGAUUGCUUAUGUCAGCGCUGUUGACAGCUUCAACGUCGGGAGGGAAAGCGCAAAAGUUCCGUGACUUUCGCCACCUUUUUGGACGGCGAUGGAAAGUCGGUGGCGACCGCGUGCGACUCCGCGCGAAAGCAAACACACCGCUACGAAGCGGAACCGGAUGCAGACUGCAACACACCGACGAUGCCUCAUUCUUGACGCGAUGCAGUGCGCACGGUGGGCGAAAAAGGCAAGUUUGCGGGGUGAAAAAGGCAACUUUGAAUUUGUAAAAAAAACAUUUCAGCCAAUGAGAGGAUAGUAACUUACCGAUAGGUCUCGCGUAUUAUAGAGCGCUGACCCUAUGCAGUUGCUAACACGCAAAUAUAAUCACGACGCUGCUGCGCCGUUGUAUCGGCAAA
Messenger RNA from Phytophthora nicotianae INRA-310, 1487 nucleotides. RefSeq lists its product as hypothetical. The coding region runs from base 879 to 1358 and encodes 159 amino acids. The record is from RefSeq and is a predicted model, not a curated record. The transcript has a single exon. Lineage: Eukaryota; Oomycota; Peronosporomycetes; Peronosporales; Peronosporaceae.